GAUAUGCUCGUUCUCCAGCGUCAUACGCAAUCAUCACAUGCAAGUAUCAUAUCCAACGAUCCUCCGCACGUCCGAGCCUGCCUUCCCGUUUGAGCAACACUUCACACCAACGCCCCAGAGCAUGUGCUACUCCAUAUUCUUACCAUCACUGCGAUAUGCCCACGCCCAAGCGGCGCUCGCGACCCUGCGAGGCAUGCAGGGACCGCCACCUCAAAUGUGAUGUCGACGAAACCGAAGGACCAUGUGACAGUUGCAAGAGCGCGGACAUGACUUGCAAGAAAGCACAGAAGCGACUUAAGUUUCGAGACGCAAAGAAGAGCAAGACUGUAGGAAGCUUUUCUGAGCUACAGCCGUGGGUGAGGACUGAGGCACGUUUGGAAUUUCGAGACGUGACGUUGAAGGUCGCUGAAGCUUCCGAUAGACACGGUGUACGUGCAGAGACUGUUCAUCAGCAACCACAGGAAGCUCAAGUUCCCUCUGAAAUCUCUGCACAUGCCAGUGUGGAUCUAUCACCAACGACCAUCGCAGCUACCCCUUCACCUACCGUUGAACCACCACUCGUUCAAUUCAAUACACUCCCCAUCAGCAUCCAAGAAGCGUGUCUGAUCCGCCACUUCACGGCAGAGCUGGCUCAUUCAUUCGAUGCCACUGACCAUGAUGCUCACUAUGCACUCACCAUCCCGCAUCGUGCACUGAUAAGCCCGGUGGUGUUGUACGCCAUCUGUACUGUUUCAUCUCGCCUGCUCACCAGUAGGUGGUACAACAAGACGCCGAAGCCAACCAUUGUGCAUUACGACAAUGUGCCGCUACCGGAUCUGAACGAACAUUCAGCAAUCCACUAUCACAAUGCAUGUCUGCGCCUGCUUAUGGACUUUGCUGACAUACCGGCCGACGAAGCGAAUGCUGAAGCAAGAGCCGAUGCACUCGCAGCAACUACCAUCUUGAGGACUUACGAGCAACUUGACACCUCGCUGACCGGUCUUGAUGCAGAAGUCAUCCAAGGCGUAGUGCAGACGGUCAUGUCGAAGCACCACGCCGUAUCGAUCUUCUCGCUCGACAAUAUGGACAAGAACAAUCGUGACGCACGUGGUGUGCUAAUUCCUGCAGAAGGACUCCGCACUUCCGCGUGCCUAGUUGCUUUGCGCCAGGAGAUUUGGUCAGUAGUCAUGUACCGCAGGCCGUUCAGGCUGCCGCUUGAAGAGAACAUGGACUACGCCUCCCUCAGUCCGACAGACGACUUCACAUGGGCAAACAGGGUGAUUCUGUGGUGUGCAGAUGUGCUACGGUUUUGCUUUGGAUCAAGUGCAGAGGCUGCAGACACACACCAGAACAGCAUUUGCGCGGACGACAGAUGGCAAGCUCUGAAGGUCUUCGACGAGCGCUGGAUAUCCGACACGCCAUCAGCCUUCCAGCCACUGUUCCAGCACCCUGCAAACUCAGAUAAAGAACACUGUUUCCCGGUCAUAUGGCAGAUAAACAACGCCCACGUCACCGCAAUCCAACACCUGCACCUCGGCCGCAUGCUGCUUGCCCUCCAUAAGCCCCAACAACCACGCAUCGGCGUUAGAGCGAGCGCACACGACGCCGCUAUUGAACGCGAACUUCGGAAGUCAGUUAGGGUGCUCUGUGGCCUCGCACUCGGCGACACGCGGUUUCAGUCAGGCAUGACCACGGCCGCGGUAGGGAUCAGCAUCGGCGGAGCGUUCUUCGAGGACUCGCAGGAGCGCCGUGCAAUCGUAUCAUUUCUAGAGGCGCUAGAAAAUGAGCAUUCGUGGCCGACGAGGGCGAUGGUUGGUGCGCUGCGGGAGGCCUGGGGCGGUGCUAUGGGACAUGAGAACUCUUUUGACGCUCAAGGAAUAUAUGUUCCCACAUAGGCAUGCGUAUUCCAAGGCCAGAUCAAGACGUAUGCAACAAGAUCUCCGACAAGUGCACUUCCCAGGCUAGUUUAACAACUUACACACGUCACGCUCCGCCUGACU
Messenger RNA from Boeremia exigua, 1979 nucleotides. RefSeq lists its product as uncharacterized. The transcript has 6 exons. NCBI's taxonomy places the organism in Eukaryota, Fungi, Ascomycota, Dothideomycetes, Pleosporales, Didymellaceae. Gene Ontology annotation, cellular component: nucleus. Gene Ontology annotation, biological process: positive regulation of transcription by RNA polymerase II. Bases 156 to 1874 code for a protein of 572 amino acids. Gene Ontology annotation, molecular function: DNA-binding transcription factor activity, RNA polymerase II-specific; zinc ion binding; transcription cis-regulatory region binding. The record is from RefSeq and is a predicted model, not a curated record.